GUGUUGGCAAUCGUUGUUGAUGAUGAUGUGGAAUUUACAAAUUGAGUUGUUGCUUCAGUUAGUUUAAUUAUUUAAAUAAAAACGCAGUACCAUGGACAUAACGCAGCAUUUUAAGGCCAGCGUUAUGACGGUGCGACUGCAACGCAAGACUGAGCUGGCGGCCGCCAAAGCCAAAGCACAGGACAGGCAACAACGUUCGGGCGCCAUCAGCACAAAGCCCACCGCUGGCAACAAUGACUUUGCCAAACAGGCAAAGGAUGUUUGCAACAAGAUAACAACGCUUCGGAAUGUGCUUAUCGAGAAUCGCACGGCCUAUAUGCGCAUUGGCCAGCACCUAAAGAGCGCCACCCACAUGACGGACGCCGAGCGCGAUUUGAUUGAUCGCGAAUCGGAGAAGUUCGUGACAUACUACACACAGCAUCUGGCUAAGAUGCGCAGCGACUGGAAGAGCGCUAAACGAAAGCCACAGGAGCGUCAGCACAUCGAAGCAGUGCUCGAUUUGCUGGUCAGCUAUCUGCACAGCGUGGAGCAGAUAUACCUGGAUCAAAAAAAAUAUCGCGUACAGCACGAGCUAGAGACAUACAGGUUGCUAAAACUGGCGGCGGAUAAGAAGAAGAUACCAGUGCGUCCAGCCGGCGUUAACAGCGGCAAGCUGACUAAGCGUCAACUGAGCAAUGACAGCGUUGACAGCAACGAGGAGCUGUCGCCUGUGGCAGCAGCAGACGAGGAUAACGAUUGGAACAACGACAGCUGGGCUGAGUGGGAUGACGAGCAGGAAGAGUCGCAGUUGGACAGCAGCUCGACCACAGACAAUCAGCAUCAGCCGCGCACGCGCAAACGCAGCCGGCCUGCCGGGAUAAGUAGCGCUGACUCCUCGGCGAAAGUUGCGCUGGACGAGGACAUUCAGAAGACUGCGCAGCAGCAAGAGAACGACGGAGAGGAUGUGUUAAGCGCCGAGGAUAUGCAGCUGUUCGAGGCGGAAAAUGUGCAUAUAUACAAUCUGCUGCAGGGCGUCUCCGAGGAGGUCGAACAAAUUGAAAAGAACGUUGUGGACAUAGCACAGCUGCAGGACAUAUUUACAGAGAAGGUUGCUUUGCAACAACACAAUAUCGAGCGCAUUGUGAGCGCCGUGGUGGGCACCACGGAGAACGUCAAGGAUGCCAACGAGCAGAUACGUCAGGCGACGCAGCGCAACGCCGGUUUGCGUGUCUGGUCCUUAUUCUUUUUGCUGGUCAUGUCUUUCUCCUUACUUUUUCUUGACUGGUACUAUGAUUGAAAUUGAAAAAUUGUUUCGUGUAAAAAAUUAAUAAGAAAAUGUGAAAGUGAAAAACUCAUAAUUGUUUUUGUUAUCGCACUCUAAAACAUAACUUGUUUAUUACGUAAUUUAUAUUUAAAAAUAAAAAA
Molecule: messenger RNA, 1404 nt
Organism: Drosophila novamexicana
Lineage: Eukaryota; Metazoa; Arthropoda; Insecta; Diptera; Drosophilidae
Gene: Syx18
Product: syntaxin-18
Exons: 2
Coding region: 92-1276 (394 amino acids)
Biological process (GO): retrograde vesicle-mediated transport, Golgi to endoplasmic reticulum
Cellular component (GO): endoplasmic reticulum; SNARE complex
Source: RefSeq, a predicted model, not a curated record